AUGGCAUCAGUCACCUCUUUCUCUUUCUCAUUUUCAUUACCAGCAAUAAUACCCGAACGAACACUUGCGGCUAAAUCUAGGUUCUUAAAUUGUCAGUUACGGUCUUCGAUCGUUUGGCCAUCGCUUAGACAGAGUAGUAGCUUGAAAAGAGGGGAGUGGGAAGUAGUAGCGUGCUCAACGACGGGAAGAGUUGGAUUGCAGUGGAGAGAUGGAAACAUGUCUCUCUUAUCUUUCUGUGGAGGAAACGAUUCUCCUCAUAACUCCGAUUCCUCCUCUCAGUCUCAGUCUCAGGUCUUGUCCGCUUUGCUUCCUUUCGUCGUCGCUCUUACCGCCCUCGCUGCUCUCUCCUAUCCUUCCACUUUCACCUGGGUAUCUAAAGAGCUCUAUGCUCCUGCUCUUGGCGGGAUUAUGUUAUCCAUCGGAAUCCAGCUUUCUAUUCAAGAUUUUGCUCUUGCUUUCAAAAGACCAGUGCCGUUAUCUGUUGGGUUUGUUGCUCAGUACGUUCUCAAACCUCUCCUUGGGGUUUUAGUAGCUAAUGCCUUUGGGAUGCCCACGACUUUCUACGCCGGUUUUCUUCUCACCUGUUGUGUCGCUGGAGCUCAGUUAUCUAGCUACGCCAGUUCUCUGAGCAAAGCUGAUGUUGCCAUGAGCAUUCUUCUUACUAGCUCUACUACUAUUGCCUCUGUUCUCUUUACUCCCUUGCUAAGCGGCCUUCUUAUUGGUUCUGUUGUUCCCGUUGAUGCUGUUGCCAUGUCUAAGUCUAUACUACAGGUUGUGCUUGUUCCAGUCACUCUUGGCCUUGUGUUGAAUACUUACGCAAAGCCUGUGGUCUCUCUUCUUAGACCUGUGAUGCCCUUUGUUGCUAUGGUAUGCACUUCAUUGUGCAUCGGAAGCCCACUUUCCAUUAAUCGGAGUCAGAUUCUUUCAGCGCAAGGUCUUAGAUUGAUUCUUCCAGUUAUUACAUUCCACGCGGUUGCAUUUGUUGUGGGAUAUUGGUUCUCCAAGAUCCCAGGCUUAAGGCAAGAGGAAGAAGUAAGCCGGACGAUAUCUCUCUGCACAGGAAUGCAAAGCUCGACCUUAGCUGGGCUUCUUGCAAGCCAGUUUCUUGGAAGCAGCCAAGCCGUGCCUGCUGCUUGCUCUGUGGUUGUAAUGGCCAUAAUGGGUCUAUGCCUUGCCUCUUUCUGGGGCAAUGGGUUUCGUAUCAGGGACGUUCUGUCUCUACUAAAACCGCAAAGUAGUGGCCAUACCUCUGAAUCAUGA
Molecule: messenger RNA, 1260 nt
Organism: Eruca vesicaria subsp. sativa (arugula)
Lineage: Eukaryota; Viridiplantae; Streptophyta; Magnoliopsida; Brassicales; Brassicaceae
Source: the annotation of a GenBank genome assembly